CCGGCGGCGGAGGGCGGGGAGGGCGCGUUGUAGCCGGGGACACGCACACGGACACGCACACGGACACGCACACGCAGGGCGGCCCCGCAGCGCGGCUCUGCGGCCGAGCCCCGCCAACAAAGACCCCUCUCCGCUCCCCCCCCCCCCCGCCGGCCGCGCCGCCGCCCCCCGCGGGAUGUAGCCGGGCCGGGAGCCCCGCCGAGGCAGCGGCCCCGCCGCUCCGAGCCCCGCAGCGAGGCCGGGAGGCGGCGGGCUCAGAGGCGCUGCCGCCACCAUGGGCAAAUCCAACAGCAAGUUGAAGCCUGAAGUUGUGGAGGAGCUGACCAGGAAAACGUACUUCACAGAGAAGGAGGUGCAGCAGUGGUACAAGGGCUUUAUCAAGGACUGUCCCAGUGGGCAGCUCGAUGCCGCUGGCUUCCAGAAGAUCUACAAGCAGUUCUUCCCCUUUGGCGACCCGACCAAAUUCGCCACCUUUGUUUUCAAUGUCUUUGAUGAGAACAAAGACGGGAGAAUCGAGUUUUCGGAGUUCAUCCAGGCGCUGUCAGUCACCUCCCGGGGGACGCUGGACGAGAAGCUGAGGUGGGCGUUCAAGCUGUACGACUUGGACAACGACGGGUACAUCACGAGGAACGAGAUGCUGGACAUUGUGGAUGCGAUUUAUCAGAUGGUGGGAAACACAGUGGAGCUUCCUGAGGAGGAGAACACACCGGAGAAGAGGGUGGAUCGGAUUUUUGCCAUGAUGGACAAGAAUGCAGACGGGAAGCUGACGCUGCAGGAAUUCCAGGAGGGCUCCAAGGCCGACCCCUCCAUCGUGCAGGCGCUCUCCCUCUAUGACGGGCUCGUAUAGUCCCGGCGCCGAGCGGCGAUGCCUGGGGGAAGACGCUCUCCGUGCCAUCCGACCACCGCCGCGCGAAGCUUGCCUGUCCCUCUCGGCCUUCCUUUCUGUUCCGCGAGCAAAGGAUGCCCUCGCAGCGCGAGCUCACUCCCCCUCUCUGCACUCUGAACCAGCCGCUGCCAUUCGCCAACUUCUGCUUUU
Neopelma chrysocephalum (saffron-crested tyrant-manakin) is the source of this 1036-nucleotide messenger RNA. RefSeq names its product neuronal calcium sensor 1 (gene NCS1). Gene Ontology annotation, molecular function: calcium ion binding; calcium sensitive guanylate cyclase activator activity. The transcript is spliced from 8 exons. NCBI's taxonomy places the organism in Eukaryota, Metazoa, Chordata, Aves, Passeriformes, Pipridae. The record is from RefSeq and is a predicted model, not a curated record. The coding region runs from base 275 to 847 and encodes 190 amino acids.